AUGCCAAUAAGACGCACGCACAAGAAGUCACGGAAUGGAUGCGACCAAUGCCGAAGGCGCCGUGUCAAGUGCGGCGAGCAGUUCCCUCAAUGUUCUACAUGCACUUAUCGCAAGGAAUCGUGUUCGUACACCCGCCGGCUGUCGAUGCCGCCCAAAUCAACCGAACAAAGCGCUGCGGCAUCUCACAUGCCUACUCCUGACCAUGCGACGGGCUAUGGGCCAAACCAAAACACAAGCCUAACUUUUCUCCUGCCUCUGCCGCAUGCGGAUAGCAAAAUAGCAAGUUUGUGGUGUCCGAACGAGUCGACGAGAUCUCAAGAAUUGAGGCUUAUGUACCACUGGGGAAAAAGCACUUGCGACACUUUCACCAAAGAGAUAGGCAACGCUCUUCAACAACACAUUAUUGAGCAAGCUUUCCGGCAUGAAUUCCUCAUGGAUACGAUUUUUUCGCUCACGUCGCUGCAUCUGGCAGUUGUGGAAGACAAGCGCGAGUCUGCCGAGGAAUUAGUACGUGUCGCCAUGUUCUACCAGGACAACGCCAUUGCCAGACUCCGAAGCGCCAUCAAUGAUCUCUCCCCAGAAAACUGCGAUGCUAUUUUCAUCACUUCUAUCAUGAUUAUGGUGUGCACCAUAGUGUCCGCACUGUUGCAAGAUCACGGCAAUGGCUCAGCCCUAUCCACUGUAAAGGCAAUGCUCCAGCUAACAGACCUGCUGCACGGUAUCAAAUCUGUGCUCAGUGUGAGCCGGGAGUGGAUUGUCAAGACUCCAGUAGCAUGCAUACUAAGAUCAGGAGUUGCGCUCAACUCGAAAUCGCUGCAACUACCUCUGGAGGACUUACGACACGCGAAUGCAACUCAAAGCAAAGGGGAGCGAUGUCUCAUGUAUGCGCAUACAAUAGAUGUGCUCGAAAGUUCCCUUCGUGAACCAAGGUCGGCUCUUUCCUGGAUCAUCACAGUCCACCCUGACUUUCUGAGCGCCCUGCGAGAAGAAGAUCCACUGGCCCUGGCUAUAUUCAUGCUAUGGGGUGUCCUCCUGCAUCACCUCGGUGACAUGUGGUGGGCUCAAUUUUCAGGAACGCGGCUUGUUGAUGCAACUUCAUGCAUGCUUGACGGAAAGCUGACCAGAUGGAGUUCCAUCACGAGUUGGGCGCGAUUGCAAGUGGGUCUGAGGAGGUGA
Molecule: messenger RNA, 1176 nt
Organism: Boeremia exigua
Lineage: Eukaryota; Fungi; Ascomycota; Dothideomycetes; Pleosporales; Didymellaceae
Exons: 1
Coding region: 1-1176 (391 amino acids)
Biological process (GO): regulation of transcription by RNA polymerase II
Molecular function (GO): DNA-binding transcription activator activity, RNA polymerase II-specific; zinc ion binding
Source: RefSeq, a predicted model, not a curated record